CUGACGACGUCCCCGAAGUGCGUAUCUCUCUGCGGACAGGGGAAUGACCAUGAGUCGGAUUGUACAGCUAGCAAAAUCAUAAUUUUCGGUGAACGUCCUCAUCGCUGUAAAACUCUGCGGUCCAAGAAAUGGAGCUCGAAACUAGCGUGGUGGUCAUAGGGGGUUUUCGGAAGUUUUCGUCUUUGGUUUACGGCCGGAGCGAAGGUGAUCGGCAGAUCGUGAACGCGCUUCUAGAUGACGUGAACGCUCUGGACUUCAGCCGCACGGUCAUCACCAAUGUCGAUAAAGCGGUGUUGAUAAUUAAUCAGUGUUGUUCCCUUGUUCCCCCGAAUGACACUUUCUUGGUCGCCAAAGGUUGUCACCUCAUAAACAAUCUUGUGGAGAAACAAGACGUACGAGUUGAAGGACGCACCCUCACAGUUGCCAUACAGUGGUGCAUUCAGGCUCUCAAACAAUGUCCCAGUGUCGCAUCCCAAGAUGUGUUGGCUGCUCUUGGUGUUCUCAUCAGGGGCAAUGGUCCAAAGGUUCAAGAACACAGCCAAGCUAUACUUGCUGUAUUGUCUCCACUUCUGAAUGCAACAUCAGAUGAUAAUAGUCUCUCAUCACCAUGGGAAUUGAGAGUAGCUGCGUUGCAUUGUUUGGAAGCACUCAGCGCCCCUCCUUCGGAUCGGUCACCCACGGACUCAGAGCACCUUCAAACAUGUUUAAAAAUAUUCUUUAAUCAAUUGAAUAUAGACAAACAUCCUGAUCAGAAUGAAGCUAACCUUUGCAAGAUCAUUCUUUCUGCUCUGAGAGGGAUAGAAAAUGUUGUUGUCCAAACAAAUACAGGUGGUGAUUUAGUAGGCGAUGUUAUAGGGGCUGCCAAAGUAUUUAUGCUCUUUGGUCUCCCAUCAUAUCAGGCUGUGAAACCUUCCAGAGUAUUACCAGCAGCUGUACCUGUUUGUGAUGUUCCACCUCCAGCUACCCGAGGUCCCAAAACAAUUAAAGGCGUUGGAAGUCGCACCAGGCCACCACGGAAGAGAUCCACUCCAGCCAAAAAGAAAUGCGACCCAAAUGAUGAUGAGGAUGACAGUCCUCAUCAGGGGCCUGCCGUGCCUUCUGUCCUCGCUCAUCCAGAUGUGUCAUGGCCGUACAGUGUGCCUGGGCUGGAGUGCUCUUGGCGAACAAGUGAUUCUGAGUUUUCCGACUCAGAAGUCCCAGGGGCGCGACUGCGAUCGCAACAUGCGCGUAUUCGACAGGCUGCUCUUCAGCUGUUGCUGUCUCUGAUCAAAGUCACUGACAGGCGCGUAAUGUGUGGGUAUUGGUGGAGCCUCCUGCCCGAUGGAUUGCAUGCAACAAAUACUCGAACUCUCAUCACCUGCGUCUUGAGAGACCCCUCUCCCCGCUGUCGCACUGCAGUGCUUAUUGUGCUGUGGACUUUAUUGGUGGGAUCGAGAUCUUACUUGCAGCAAGCUGAGCAUGGGGACCCUUGUGGGUCUUUUAUACCAUUUUCUGUGUCCCUGGGUAACAUGCUGAGGGAACUUCAUAGAUCACUGGCAUUGGCUUUAGCAGCAGAGAAUGCAGUGUUAGCUCUUACACAACUACUUCGCGUUGUUGCCAUCUUAGUUCAAAACACUCCCUACCAUCGCCUCCAGCCAGGUCUUUUAACAAAGAUUGUUAGAUCUGUUCGACCCCUUACUGUUCAUAAAGAUGUGAACAUCCAAGUGGCAGCUCUGACAGUACUUGGUGCUGUGGUAGCCGUACUUCCCUCCUUACCAGAGCUCACAAACUGUCUGAUGAAACCUCGGUUUGCCUUGUCUCUCUCAAGAGGUAUCAAUGCCAAUGGAGUGAAGCAAGGGAAUCAAGGUGAUGAUGAUGGUAGUGGCGAUGAUGAUGAUGGGUACGGAGAGCAAGAAGAAGUUGAGUUAGAUGCAGAGGAAGCUGAAGCAGGAGGUUUUGUGCAAGUCUCACAAAGCACAAGUUUAACUUCCGAGACACAGACUGCAUCACAUUCUGUGGCAGGUUCUGGUUUGCCCUGGAUUCUGGAACUCUGUCUCAGAAAUCUUGGCUGUCAGACUGUUGCAAGUGGAGGAGUAUCAAAAUUUUCAGUUAUGCUCGAGGGAACUUUCGCAGCUGCUCCAGUACGUGUGGAGUCACUGCAAGUUAUUGGUGCCAUGGCUACUUGUCACUUUGCCAGCGCUAUUGCUCCAAAUAUUGGUGUUCUUCAAAGUGCUUUGGAAGUUGCUCUUAAAGACACAGAUGAGUCUAUUCGGCUCCAUGCAGCACGUGCUGUUGAGAGUAUUGGAUUGGCAAUGCAUAAAUCUCUUGAAGAUGAAAAUGGGUCUAAAAUAUCCAUGGAAGUGAUUGCAUCCUUUUGGAGGGAACUUUUGAGUGGCUCUGUUACAUCACUAGUACAGUGUGUUGAUCAACCAUCUUUGAGGGCUGCUGCUUGUGACUGUUUAGCCAACAUUGGAAUGAGUGUGUUUGAAAAGCUCUCGUCUGACCAACAAAUACUUAGUUUUACUCUUUUAUUUGGAUGUGUGAAUGAUGAAGAAAGCUUAGUUCGUGCAUCUGCUGUGAGGGCUAUUGGCCUUUUUGCCUUGUAUCCGUGCUUACGCAAGGACAUACAAUUCACUUUGGACUCCAUUGAAGCUGUCACUCAAUCCCUCAAAGAUGAAAAUCAAAUUGUUCGUAUGAAAGCCUCUUGGUCACUAGGGAAUAUUAGUGACUCUCUCGUUUUUAAUAGAUCUGAAGGUUGUGAAGAGGUCCCAAACAGUGUUUUAUUAGAAUUACUUCAGGCUAGUGUUACUGCCUCACUUGACAGUGACAAGGUACGGGCCAAUGGUGUACGUGCUCUUGGAAAUUUCUUGAGAUUGGUCUCAGCUGAUGCUGUGAGACAACAUGGAGUAGAUGUCAUAGACAAAGCAGUGAAUGCUUUAACACGCAAUGCUUGUGUGGGAAGUAACAUGAAAGUUCGCUGGAAUGCCUGUUAUGCUCUUGGAAAUAUGUUGAAGAAUCCAGAGUUGUAUGAACAUAACAUUAAUUGCCAGACAACCAUUUUUCCAGUUUUGUGCAAUUUAGUUCACAAUUUCCGCAAUUUUAAAGUACGGAUCAAUGCUGCAUUGGCUUUGGGAGUACCUGAGCAUCGGGCGCUGUAUGGUCAACAUUUCUCUGCAGUUUGGACAGCUCUUCUUGCUGGUUUGGACAAUUCUGAACAUAUGGCAGACUUCAAUGAGUACAAACAUAGAGAUGCACUCUUAGAUCAAGUAAUAAUAGUGAAAAUUUACAUUUUUCUUGUGGUAACUACUUACGUCCUCAAAAUUAACAUUUUUAUAAAAUUCCAGAUUUGUAGCUCCCUGUGCCACAUAGCAUCUUUAGUUACAAUUGAAGACCUGACUGGACUUCAUGAUGAACUAGUCCUUCAUCAAGAGUCUCUUCAACAGCACUUAACUCGAAUGGAGGAUUCAGUAGUUCCUGAACGAGCAGGAGUUUUUCUAAGUGCUGCCAAUCACACCAAUCAACUUUUAUCUAAUUCAUCUCUAAAUGGGGUUCAACGCACCACUGCAAUUAUCCUUCACAAUGCAUUCAAACUAAACCAAGAUAAGCUAUAAGCCCAAUAAUUUGUUAAUUUUAUCUGUAUUUUGGAGUUUAACAAAGUAAUCAUUGUAUGAAUUUAUUUUACUUGACAGUUUGCGAGAUGUAACAAUUUUUACCAAAGGAAGAUAAUUUUUCCAUAUGGUUCUCUUGCUGUGAUAUUUAUUUCUACCAAUUUCACAGGAUAUGAACAGAACACGUCAUCCUGUAUUGAAUACUUUUCAUUUCAGAAUAUAUUUAUUUUUUUGAGUGACAAUAAAUUUUUGUGAUUAAUAUCAA
Thrips palmi is the source of this 3852-nucleotide messenger RNA. Its product is annotated as HEAT repeat-containing protein 6. NCBI's taxonomy places the organism in Eukaryota, Metazoa, Arthropoda, Insecta, Thysanoptera, Thripidae. The transcript has 19 exons. The coding region runs from base 129 to 3590 and encodes 1153 amino acids. The record is from RefSeq and is a predicted model, not a curated record.